AAGUAGCUGUUGUGCUACCGAACAGGUUGCUCAGCCCGGUUAGCCAACACACUGUGUGCGCAGAUAAAUGUGGCACUGAUGUAAGCGGUGGUUUGACGACACAUGGAAGAUCGAGUGAACAUGCGGAGAUAUGACUGCAUCUAGAAAUAACCUUGAAGAUGGAUAAGGGGGAGAGAGGUUUUAGCUAAAAAGUUAUGUUAUGGGUUUUUGUUUUUUUUUUGCCGUCCAGUCUUUUGACCCUAAAUACCAGAGGAGACAAAGAAAGGAGCCUGCUGAGCCACACACAGCUUCAUCACCACCUCUGAUGUUACCAAAUCCCCAUGUUUCCAACCACAUUUCAAAAGGGAAGCAGUCACGUCUGAGUCCAAAGCCAGCAAGAAAAGGAGGAGAUGUACCAAGGAGUCAUGGCUACAGCAACAGCCGUCCUGUUAAAGGGACCGGUGAUGAUUUUCUACAGAGAGACAGGUCCGUACGGGAUCCACUAUCAAAGGCAUCAAAAAGUAACAAUGACUCUCCUGCUCAAGGCAGAAUCAUGGGCAGGAACACAAUGGAUGCGCAGAAAAGAGGUUUUAGAGAUGCCAGAUCUGCCCCGAACUCUGCGGGGAGGUCAAAACCAGCACAGACCAACUUUGUUCCAUUUGAAGUGAAGAUGGCUGAUUUCCCAGAGUUGGCUGGUGUUUCGCUGGGAAGAGCAGGCCCUCCUCUUGUUCAGAAAGAGUGCUGGGGUCCAACUCCUGCGUCCAAGAGCCCUCAAAUGCAAACGUCAGCAUCUGCCUGGAAGUCUGGCAGGAGAGAAUCCCCAACACAGACUGAUCCCCAACAAAGUGCCACUAAUGCUAAGCCAGACUGCCCUGCCAUCACACCAGGUCAGCCAGUGGUGACAUCCUGGGCUAAUGUCGCCUCUCAGCCUCCGAAGAAACUCGUCCCUAAAGAGAAGACAAUCAGCAGCAACCACAUGCAGAUGGAGGAAAUGGCUGAGCAGCAGGAAGAGGGAGCCCCAGGGAAGAAAAAACGGAAGAAAAAGAAGAAAAAGGCUAAAGGUGCUGGUGAAGAUGCAGAAGUGGAGUCAGAAGAACCAGCAAUUUAUCAGGAGCUUCCAAAAUUUGAGGAUGAAGAAGAGUUUCCAGGCUUGACUCCUGCUUUGACUGGGACUGAUAGAUUGAUAAGCAGCAGCAAUGCAGCAAAGCUAUGCAAUGAGGAAAACCAAAGAGAAGGAGGUCAGCAACAGCCUGCUGACCAGAACAAGGAAAAAUCACCUGCAGCAAAAAGUCUGCCCACAGAGACAGCUAAAAAAGGACAGAAAGCUGAAAAAGUGUCUGGGAAGAAGAGCAAAGUUCCUGUUCAGCUGGACAUCGGAAACAUGUUGGCCGCCCUGGAAAAGAAGCAACAAUCUCAAAAAGCCAAGCAAGACGCCAAACCAGUCAUUCUCUCAGUUGGUGGGGGACUACCUGUUGUCCAGAAGCAGCUGUCAGUCCAGAAGAAACCACCCUGGCAGCAGGAUAAAAUUGCACACAAUCCCCUGGACUCCACCAGCCCUUUGGUGAAGAAAGGAAAGCAGAGAGAGGUGCCCAAAGCCAAGAAACCUACUCCUCUCAAGAAGGUCAUUUUGAAAGAAAGGGAGGAGAGGAAACAGAGACGUUUGCUGGAGGAGCGGGGUCUGCUGCCUGAAAAUGAGUUCAAACCUGCUGAUGAUCCUGCAGAAGAAAAGCAGUGUGACACAAAUUCAACAGAUGAGGUUGGGAGUCCUACAGAGGAACCUGACGAUCAGUCUGAGUUUAAUGGCACACACCAGAUGGUGAAAGAGGCUGAUGAGGAGACCGACAAAGACGAGACCGUAGAGCAACAAACCACCUUACCUGUGCCCUGCUCAGUCAAUCAACCCAAAAUCCACAGCAGAAAGUUCAGAGACUACUGCAGCCAGAUGCUGAGCAGAGACGUGGAUGAGUGUGUGACCGCUCUGCUAAAGGAGCUGGUUCGUUUCCAGGACCGCCUUUACCAGAAGGACCCCAUGAAGGCCCGCAUGAAGAGACGGAUUGUGAUGGGACUCAGAGAGGUCCUGAAGCACCUCAAACUCAGGAAGGUCAAGUGUGUCGUCAUCUCACCCAACUGUGAACGUAUUCAAUCCAAAGGUGGUCUGGAUGAGGCUGUCCACACUAUCAUCGACACGUGUCGUGAACAGGGGGUGCCAUUCGUGUUUGCACUGUCCAGGAAAGCUUUGGGCCGCUGUGUCAACAAGGCAGUGCCUGUCAGCCUGGUGGGCAUCUUCAACUAUGAUGGUGCACAGGACUACUACCAUAAGAUGAUCGAGUUGUCAUCUGAGGCCAGGAGGGCCUAUGAGGUGAUGGUGUCAAGCCUGGAGCAGACCGGCCAGGCAGACGCAGAGCAGGCAGUCAAUGUUGAGGAAGAGCUGCAGAUCAGCAGCCUGACUGAAGAGGCUGAGCCUUGUCCUGACACCACACAGCCAGAGGAACCAGAAUACAUAAAAAUUUGGAAGAAAAUGUUGGAGAAGGAGUACAACCAUAAAUUUUUGAACUUUGAGGAGCAGCUGAGCUCCAUGCGCUUGGACAGUGAAUGUACUGAAAACACUGAAGAUGUGAAGAGUUGACAGUGGUGAAGCCCUCCAUGCCUAAAAAAGGAACCCACUUGUGCUGAUCACCACAGUAGAAGAAACUAGGAUGGACUUGUUCUCACAUGCAGAAAAAGAGUAUCACAAGGUGUUGGUGCUUCUCAACCUGGGGAGUUUGUCAGGAAAUUAAUCAUUUUGCAAUGAAUUAUGAACUCCUUUACUUUUUUUUUUUUUUUUUUUUGUGUAAAGCUAAAGGCAAUUUUUUGUGUUUGAGUUCUAGCUAAAUGGGCAAAGCUGUGCAUAUAAAGAGUGUGUGUGUGUGU
Messenger RNA from Xiphias gladius (swordfish), 2889 nucleotides. RefSeq names its product selenocysteine insertion sequence-binding protein 2-like. The record is from RefSeq and is a predicted model, not a curated record. Bases 200 to 2605 code for a protein of 801 amino acids. Gene Ontology annotation, cellular component: ribonucleoprotein complex. Gene Ontology annotation, molecular function: mRNA 3'-UTR binding; selenocysteine insertion sequence binding; ribonucleoprotein complex binding. Lineage: Eukaryota; Metazoa; Chordata; Actinopteri; Istiophoriformes; Xiphiidae. Gene Ontology annotation, biological process: selenocysteine incorporation. The transcript has 18 exons.